CAUAAAGACGGCAAAACUGGUUGACAGGCGACAGCUAAAUAAAAAGAAAUUUGAUCGCGUUGAACUUUGAAGCUGUGAAAUAAAUUAAAAUGACAGUCCAACAGCUUAACUCGAAUAUUUCUGACGACUCAGAUGAUAUGGUUAGCUUACCGUCCGAAGAGGAAAUUUAUAGGCGAAAAUAUCAAUUAUUGUUGGAGCGAUGUGAAGUCUUACAACAGGAUAACGAGAGAAUAAUUAAUAGGAUACAUGAAGCGAAGAAAAUAACCAAGCGCUAUCGCAAAGAUAUUAAAAUACUAGUUGAACGAUUAGAUAGGCAUGGAGAUCAGUUUAGAACAGCAUCUUUGGAGGUGGAUACGAAGCCCGAGGUGAUAGUUCGGCCAGCACGCGCUGGAGGGAAAACACAAGCCGUGUCUAAACAAACAGACAAACAGAAUGCUACUGGUGGGAAAAAACCAGGUCCAAAGCGAAAAAGCAAAGCUGACAAGCCUGAACGAGAUCCAAAUGCUCCAAAAAAGCCAUGCAAUGCAUUUUUCCAAUUCUGUCAAGAACAGAGGCCAUUAGUGGUGGCUGAGGCAAACUCUGAGUUAGGUUCAGAGCCAUCAAAACAAGAGGUAACCAGACAACUCGCCUCAAGGUGGAGAGCUCUCAAUAAUGAAGAGAAAAGGGUGUAUGUGGCCAUGUUUGAGCGAUCAAAGGAAAAAUAUGCUGAACAAAUGUCAGCUUACAUAAAAAAGGAACAAUGACAAUUACCAACACCAGGCAGUAAUAGCACUUAAUUUCCUUGUGAUCAUCUCAGCUUUAAGAUUAGGUUAACUAUUAAACAGUAUUUUUAAGAUAAA
Molecule: messenger RNA, 839 nt
Organism: Trichoplusia ni (cabbage looper)
Lineage: Eukaryota; Metazoa; Arthropoda; Insecta; Lepidoptera; Noctuidae
Product: HMG1/2-like protein
Exons: 4
Coding region: 90-743 (217 amino acids)
Molecular function (GO): transcription cis-regulatory region binding
Source: RefSeq, a predicted model, not a curated record